Molecule: messenger RNA, 665 nt
Organism: Opisthorchis viverrini
Lineage: Eukaryota; Metazoa; Platyhelminthes; Trematoda; Opisthorchiida; Opisthorchiidae
Exons: 5
Coding region: 1-495 (164 amino acids)
Source: RefSeq, a predicted model, not a curated record
AUGAAUGUGCUGCACACAGGCUGCCUCAUGAUUCAGUUGGCACAAUAUUCGAGAUAUUGCAUCCAAGUAGAACAGAGUUUUAUGGGUCCUCGGGAUCUGGGCCUACCUGAGGAGGCUCAAGAGGCGCCAAACCCAAACUAUUCACUGAAAUUUGAAAUGGUUACGGAACAACCUCGAAAAGUGUUGCCGAAACGGGACUGGAUUGAUGGCCUCUACUCGUGCACGAAUGAUUGUCGUUCAUGUUGGUGCGUUCUGUGUUGCUAUCCAUGUUACAUGUGUUCAAUGUACCGUCGCUACGGCGAGUGUUGCGGAACACCAAUGGGCAUCGUCUUCCCCGGCCUAGUGUUACGUUCUUAUCACAGAGCAAAACACAAUAUCCAAGGCACCCUGUGCGGCGACUGUGCUGUCGAUUACUGCUGCACCCUUUGCGCCGCUUGUCAGUUGGAUCGUGACAUGAAGUAUGUGGAAUCAACGACAGGGAUUUUGAACACGUAGUGAUGCGUUCUGGAAAGUCGAAUGAGGUCACUAACAUUGCUGCAGUUGACUUUCCACAAAAAUAAUUUGUUUUGUACAUAUAUUUGUCUGCCGAACAUCUGUUGUAUGCAAAACUAACACCUGAUAAUGUCCUAACUUUUGACGCAUAAAUAUAAUGCACCGACUAUCAG